GUACGGUAACAGACUAAGACACAACCUCUGGAAGCAGCCUUCUAGCUUCCUAGUAGACCUUUUGAUAGUAUUUGCCUAUGUUCUGUGAAAAAGAAGCAAAAGAAAAUCACGGAAAAUGUUUGCCAAAAAGCCAAAUGAGAUAGGCAGUGGCUCUGAAUCAGAAAAAGAGGCUGAGAAUUCCAACAUCACAGGAAGAUGGUCCAGACCUGACCUUCCGGUGGUCCCUAAGCUUGAAACCCCAUCCUCAGUCCAGGCAGUCAUCUCUAGGAUUGAGCAAGCACAGCUCCUUCGAGCCAGAGAGGAUGUUAAUAUGCAGCUGAAUGACAUAAUGAACAGCGUGUAUCGAAUAAUAACUCGUUAUACUGCUCUCGAUCUUAACUCAUCUUCUGAAAGAAAGAGCUCCUAUAUAGAAUCUAGGAAAACACGGAGAAAUCUUUUACUGGAGAAAGUGACUACUUAUGCUAAGGCUGCUGAUCUUAGAGAAAAGACUCUUGCCUACAUUCUGGCCUGGUUGGAAGAAUGGAGUUCCAUUUUGUCUGAGAUAACUAUAAUUGAUGUUGAUGAGCACCACCACUGGAUAGCACAAAUGGAGAUGUUUCCAGACAUGUUAAAAGCUAUUAACAACAAUGUCAAGAUACUGUGUAAAAUUAGUGAAUCUUUCCUCGAAGAAAAGAAGAAACAAAAGAAAAAAAUGUUAACUAGAAGUAGUCUAUGGAAAUCUUGGAAAGAAAGAGCUAUAAAGCUACCUGCAACAGCCCAUGCUUUAAGACCAGAUCAGAUGAUUAGUGACCAACUUGCAACAAAAACAAAGGUUUCAGAAAUUCAAGAUAUGCUACAGGAACUUAUAGGCACAUCAAUGUUCAACACAUUAGAAAACAAUGCUAUUAAAUACAUAUCAUCAACAAUAAUAAACUUUUCUAAAGCCUUGAAUACACUAAAUGAUGAAUUAAAAAUAGUUAACUUCCAAAAUAUCAGUAUGUAUGUAGAUGAAGCAAGAGAAGAAGAAAACGAUCUCUCCCUGAAGAUAAUCCAAGAUCUUAGUGAACAAAAUGAAAUGCUUACUCAGAGACUUAAAGACGCAGAAGAAAAAUGUGAACAACUUAUUCGAUCCAAAGUUGUUUCAGGACACCGAGCAUACAUAUCAUCACCCACAUUCUCAACCUUGAAAAUGCCACCUGGACUCUCUCCACAGUCAUCCAUGACCACAGAGGACACUAUGGAUGGUAUUUUAACCAAAGAAUUUGAAAAUAUUAUAGAUGAAUCCCAAAGAAAAGGGACUAAAGGCACCGGGAUAAAGUGGGAUUCAGCUAUUUCAUACACAGCUCAAGUUGAAAUGACUCCAGAUUUAACUGAACAGCAAUAUAUUUUACCUGAAAAAAAGCGGAAAAUUCCUUCUCAAGAUACUCCUGGAGAUAACAUAUCACUGAAAAAAGAUGAUAAUGAUCAAAAAGAUGGGGCUGGCGCGUACUCAUCACAAAACAGAAAGCUCACAAAAGACCCACAUCCACAAGAGACCUCUGAAUCAAAUCUGAGUACUAGUAAAGAUGAACAAAAAGCCUCAGAGGCCAAACCUAGUCAAUACUCUGAACUACAAUCCCAGGAAAAGAAGAGAAAACGAAGAAAAUCAUCUUCCGAAGCCAAACCAAAGUCAUCUACUGAAUCAAAAAGACAACAUAUCUCUUCUAUGGAAACAAAGAGCCAAGAUCAGAAAAGUGGAAAAAGUAUGCGGGAGCAACUCAGAAAGUUCAAACCUGAAUAUUCGCUUAGGAAAGGUCCAGUUCCAUCAGAGACCAAAGUAGAACCCACCACUAAGUCAAUGGACAAAGACACCAAAAGUGAACUGAAUAUCCUAACAGACCCAUUCAGGAUGAUCAAGCCUGGUUUCACCUCUGAGCCCCAGAAAGCUGAAAUGAAAGGAAAGCAAAAUCAAGUCUUUUUGGGAACUACCACAAACAAAGAAGAAAAAACUGAAGAGAAAGGAAUGUUACUCUUCACUAAAGAAGCUCAGUCUCAGCAACUUGCUAAAUUACAGUCAAAGAUCACUAAAGAGACUCCAGACAGCAAAAGUGAACAGAGUAACCUAGAAUUAUUUCAAAAAGCUAUACUGGCUUUCCUAAAAGAAAAAAUUGAUAACACAGGAAAGCCUUUUGAUAAAAAGAGUGUAUUGAAGGAAGAAGAGUUACUUAUAAAAGCAGAAGGUGGAAAAUUGGGAGUCAUAAAGGCAAAAAUGGAGGAAUAUUUCCAAAAAGUAGCUGAAACUGUGACUAAAAUAUUGAGAAAAUACAGAGAUAUACAAAUGGAAGGACAACUUGGAGAGAAACCUAUAAAGCAAAAACAAGGAGUCUCAUUUACACCAGGAUUGCACUUUCAGGAGUCGUCAAUUAAUGAAAAGUCUAAAAUUAGCUCCUUCCUCUCAAAUGAGAGCACAGACCCAAUAAUUAACAAUUUAAUACAAAUGAUCUUGGCUGAAAUGGAAAGUGAAAGAGAUGUUCCAAAAGUUUUGAUAACAGGAAAAAGUCACAAGGAGAAAGGGAAAAAGGAGCAGGAGAAAUAUUUGCAAGAAGGUCAAGGCCAGAUGUCUGGUGUGGAUCUUAGAUAUGAUCAAGUAGAAGUAAAAAAUCUCUGGAAGGAGAGCUAUAAGAUAAUGAAGGAUUUGGAGGAGAAAAAGGCAUCGCUCCAGAUGAAGGAGGGAAAGCAUGGGCAACAGGAGCAGAAACACUGGCAGAAAGAAGAGGUGUGGAGGGAACAGCAGACUCAGCAGGAUGAGAAACAAAAACAAUGGGAAAGUGAGAGAGAAGAGCAGAAGCCAAAGCAGCAGCAGCUAGAAGCAUGGAAGCAAAAGGUAAAAGAACAAGGAGUGCCCUUGGAAGAGAAGGAAAGAGAAAAGAUCCAGCAGGUUCAGAAGAAAAUGAGGCGUGAGGACCUGAAAAUGAGUAGGGAAAAAGAUGAGGAGAGACAAAAGUUGAGCAGAGUGAUAGAGGACCUCAAAAAGCAGAGACAGAGCACAGCACAGUAUCAGAUGAAGAAAGAACCUGAAGACUUAGCAAAAAUGAUCACACAAAGUCCAGUGAUAUUAUCACCAAGGGGGAAGAGCACAUUGAAAAAUAAAACCCAGUUGUACCAAGAAAGAAAGAGCCAAAGGAAUCUCAAGACAUUACAGAGUCUUCCAGACGGAAAGCACCCCAUAACAGUCAAUGCUCCCACCUCCACCCAGUCCUCUCCAACUGGGCCCACUCUUGUUUCUGGGCACCCUCUCACAAAAUACAUCACUCUCAGUCCUCCGCAGGCACUGGCACUGGGGAUCACUCCCACCCCUCAGGAGGUUCAGCAAACAGAGUUCACCACUGGCUCUGUGAUUCCUCAGACUUCGGGUAUAACACUCACCUCUGAGCAGGCACAGGCUUUGAGAGCUCCUCUUAUGCUUGAACACAUUUCAAAAAUGCAGAUGCCUUUCAUAGCAGAACAGGCACAGGAAGUAGGCACCAUAAGAACUCAGGAACAAGCUCAAGCAUCUAGGCUCCCUAUUACCCUUAUACAGGCACAGAAACUAAAGGAAUCUGUCAUACCAGAAAUAACUCAGGCAAUUCAGACCCCAUCAACAACUAAAAAGUCACAGAUACUUGGAGUUCCUAUUACCCAAGGGAGAACGGAGGCCUUGAGAAUUUCUCAUACCCCGCAGCAGGCUCAGAAUCUGAGGAUCACUCUAACCCCCCAGCAGGCUCAGGCUCUGGGGAUCACUCUGACCCCUCAGCAAGUUCAGGCACAAGGGAUCACUCUGACCCCUCAGCAGGCUCAGGAUCUGAGGAUCACUCUGAGCCCUCAACAGGUUCAGGACCUGGGGAUCACUCCGGCUAUUCAGAAAGUUCAAGCUCAAGAGAUCACUUUGACCCCUCAGCAGGCCAAGAACUUAGGAAUCCCUCUGAUCCCUCAGCAGGCUCAGGUGCAAGGGAUUCCUUUGACCCCUCAGCAGGCCCAGGACUUAGAGAUCACUCUGACCCCCCAACAGGUUCAGGACCUGGGGAUCACUACGGCUGUUCAGAAAGCCCAGGCCCAAGGGAUCCCUCUGACUCCUCAGCAGGCCCAAGAUCUGGGGAUCACUUUGACCCCUCAUCAGGUUCAUGCUCAAGGGAUCACUCUGACCGCUCAGCAGGCCCAGGACCUGGGGAUCACCCUGACCCCCCAGCAGGCUCAGGCUCAAGGGAUCCCUCUGACCCCUCGGCAGGCCCAGGAUCUAGGGAUCGCUCUGACCCCUCAGGAGGCCCAGGAUCUGGGGAUCACUCUGACCCCUCGGCAGGCCCAGGACCUGGGGAUCACCCUGACCCCUCAGCAGGCUCAGGCUCAAGGGAUCACUCUGACCCCUCAGCAGGCUCAGGCUCUAGGGAUCACUCUGAUCCCUCAGCAGGCCCAGGAUCUGGGGAUCACCCUGACCCCUCAGCAGAUUGAGGCUCAUGGGAUCACUCUGACCCCUCAGCAAGCCCAGGGCCUGGGGAUCACCCUGACUCCUCAGCAGGUUGAGGCUCAAGGGAUCACUCUGACCCCUCGGCAGGCCCAGGACCUGGGAAUCACCCUGAUCCCUCAGCAGGUUCAGGCUCAAGGGAUCACCCUGACCCCUCAGCAGGCCCAGGACCUGGGGAUCACUCUGACCCCUCGGGAGGCCCAGGAUCUGGGGAUCACCCUGACCCCUCAGCAGGUUGAGGCUCAAGGGAUCACCCUGACCCCUCAACAGGCCCAGGAUCUGGGGAUCACCCUGACCCCUCAGCAGGUUGAGGCUCAAGGGAUCACCCUGACCCCUCAACAGGCCCAGGAUCUGGGGAUCACCCUGACCCCUCAGCAGGUUGAGGCUCAAGGGAUCACCCUGACCCCUCAGCAGGCCCAGGACCUGGGGAUCACCCUGACCCCUCAGCAAGUUGAGGCUCAAGGUAUUCCUUUAACCCAUCAGCAGGCCAAGGACUUAGGGAUCACUGUUAUCCCUCAGCAGGCCAAGGACCUGGGGAUCACUCUCACUCCUCAGCAGAAACAAACUCAAUGGAUCACACUCACCUCUCAGCAAGCUCAGGCAUUUGACACUCCUUUGACCUGGCAAAAGCUUGCCACACUGGCUCCUUCUACUCUUGGACCAUUUCAGGAAUUGAGGGCAUCUUUUUCUACUCAGCGGUCCAUUAUAUCAAGAUUAUCUCCAAGGCCUAGGCUGCCCCUGACAUCUACUCCUCCUACUGAGAAAAUCACUUUACCUGGGGUUUCUCCUUUGCAAAAAUUAAGACCUCUUCUCAGCCAAACCCCUAUUACUCCUGGUAGACACUUAGGAAUGAGCAUUCUUUCUGCUCCUGGAAGGCUCCUGGGCCCACAGAUUCUUCCUGCCUCCAGACAGAAGCUAGUAAUUAAAGGUCAAGCUAUUCUUACACCAUCCCUGGCACUAGAGGUUUCUUCCCCUCCUGGGCAUUGCCCAUUAUCUGGGGCCCCUCCCACUACAGAGCAGCCCCUUCAAUCAGAGGCCCUAAACUCCAGUCACUUCUUCAUACUUGGAAGCCCUCUGACUUCCGGGCCACCUCUGGAUUCUCAGGCCACUGUCAUAUCUAGAGUCCCUCCCACGUUUGGACAGAUUCCCAGACGCUGGGCUCCUCUCUCUCCUGGGCAGCACUUAGUUCCUGGAGUUUCUUCCAUGCAUAGGGAGGAGCUCCUGGAAUCUGAAACCUUAGCCUUCUCUGCACAGUCCCAGGGAUUCCAGCCUCCUGCCACCCCUGAGCCAUCUCUGCAGACCCCUUCUACUUCCAGGCAGCCUCUGGCACCAUGGACUCUUUCCGGGCAAGUUUCCCCAUUAUGGAUCCCUCCCACCCUUAGGCAUACCUCCACACUCUGGGCUUCCCCAACCCCCGGGAAGCCUCAGAGAGUUUUGUCUUCUGUCACUCAGAAAAGAUUGGCAGUUGUUUCUUCCCUAAAAUCUAAAUCAGCAGUGGUCCAGGCAAGGACUACAGAUUUCAAGGUAUCUCAAGCUCCUUUCACCACUAAGAAGGUCCAAAUAUCAGAGCCUCCUGCCACUUAUGAAGAAACCCAGAUACUCCAAGAUGCUUGUGUCAUGGAACCAUUUGAAACAAUUCAGUCAUCUCUCACCAGUUACAGGACACCAGUUUCACAAACCCCUUAUACUGAUGAGGCGGUCCUUCCCACUUUCAUGAAGCCUACAUCAUUAACUUCUCUUAUUACUCAGCUACCCAAAAUGCCACAGAGCUCACCUGAAAGGGACCAGAAAUCCCAAAUCCCCUCUACAGACCAACUCUGGAUACUGACCUCAGUUUCAGGUACCAAGAAACCCAAAAUGAUGGUGCCUCCUUCCUCUCCUAAAGAGCUUAUGGAGAAGAGGUAUUUUGUUGAUGUGGAGGCUCAGAGGAAGAACCUGGUACUAUUAAGUCAAGCCACAAAAACUUCUGGACUCCCCUCACAGCAAUACACAAUGGCUAGGAAUCUCAUAAUUGGAACACUUCAUAUGGACACAGUUCAACUGGGAUACCUUCUCCGAAAGUACAUUGCCUAUCGGCUGAUCCAGUGUGUCAGAAACAACAUAAUCAAACGAUUAAAAGCCAGCCAAAACACUGGGAAAGGUUAUGAGACCCAGAACCUCUACAUCAUGCUAAGCAGAAUUGAUGAUUAUCAGAAAAGGGUGAUGGGGGUUUGGACUGAAAAGGAGAAGUCUCUAGAGCAGAAACGAAAUCAAUGCCUGAAGAAAAUGAUGCACUUAUUUAGCCAGUUCCAAGAGAUGUAUAAAUUGAAUCUUAGUAAACCCAUCCCCUUGAUAGUUGACAAAAAGCAGAUACCUGCCUCUACCAAAUUUGUUCCACCGCCAUUGCUAGAGUUACUAAUUGAAGAGGACAAAAAAUCUGACAUUUUCAAGAAACUUAGACAAAAAGAAGCACUGAGGGAGGCCAUUUGGAAUGCUGAUCUAUCCACCUCAAGCUACCCAAUAACAGAGAAGACAUCAAUAACGUCACUCUGGGCUCAGCUGGGUGGGUACCCAGACAUUCCUAGGCUGCUCCAAUUAGAUAUUCAGGCUACCUUCAGAAAAUCUCUUGCAUCCAUUCAAUCACGGUCUAAGAAGAUUCCCAAGUGACUGUAAAAUUAAAUGCAAGCCUGUUGAAAGCAAAUUUCAAUGUUUCAGUAAAAUGUUUCUUUUGUUGUCUUUCAUGGAUAUACACUGCUUUGUCUAUUCUUUGCUUUCAUAUAUUGCCUGUAGUUUUUCAUUUACAUACUGCCUCUAUGGUCGUCUUCUGCCCUGGAUUACUAAAUGAAGUUUCAUCAGAUCCUGGCUAGGCUAAGCCGUAAAAGGCACAUCAUUACAGGCCCCUGACAUGAGUGCAUAGUGGCAUGGUCCCCCAUUGCAGAUCCAAAGAUGCCUCACAGGUAAGAAAUGGGUAUAAAGAAGGAAAAUAAAAACCAGAAAAGACCUCUGGAGAAUCAGAAAGUAGUUAUGAUUUGGUAAAGGAAGGGAAAUCUCACAUGGUACAUGGGAAGGUUAGGCUUCUAAAAUGGGGAUAGACGUAGGAAGAGAUUUUGAACUGGGUUCUUUUCUAUCUACCAUAUUGCUGAACAGAUCACUGUGUUCUCCAUCUGCCCGAC
This is a messenger RNA of Fukomys damarensis (Damara mole-rat), 7608 nucleotides long. It is a transcript of the gene Fam186a, whose product is annotated as family with sequence similarity 186 member A. The transcript is spliced from 8 exons. The coding region runs from base 116 to 7102 and encodes 2328 amino acids. The record is from RefSeq and is a predicted model, not a curated record. Lineage: Eukaryota; Metazoa; Chordata; Mammalia; Rodentia; Bathyergidae.